This is a messenger RNA of Carassius gibelio (silver crucian carp), 2137 nucleotides long. RefSeq names its product minor histocompatibility antigen H13. The record is from RefSeq and is a predicted model, not a curated record. Gene Ontology annotation, molecular function: aspartic endopeptidase activity, intramembrane cleaving. Gene Ontology annotation, biological process: membrane protein proteolysis. NCBI's taxonomy places the organism in Eukaryota, Metazoa, Chordata, Actinopteri, Cypriniformes, Cyprinidae. Gene Ontology annotation, cellular component: membrane; lumenal side of endoplasmic reticulum membrane; cytoplasmic side of endoplasmic reticulum membrane. The coding region runs from base 159 to 1385 and encodes 408 amino acids. The transcript is spliced from 13 exons.
GUGAGAGAGCGCGAGAGGAUCGCGGAGACUGCGCCGGUUGAGUUGUUAGGAAACGUGGCCUUAAGAGAGUGUCCAGCUCAGCUCAAUGAGAAGCGCACUCAGCUGACACUGUCAUCGCAACUGUAUUUGGGCCUCGCAGUGUUUAAAGGCGCGGGAACAUGGCUGAUGUGGAGCAGGACGCAGCGGUGCCGGACGCAGCCGGUAACGGCUCAGACGCGGUGAACGGGAGCGCGGGCCGCUUCGUGUCCAGCCCCGAGGGCACAGCUCUGGCGUACGGCAGCCUGCUGCUCAUGGCCCUGCUGCCCAUCUUCUUCGGAGCGCUGCGGUCCGUGUGCUGCUCCAAGAGCAAGAGUGCUUCAGAUAUGCCCGAGACCAUCACAAGCAGAGAUGCUGCUCGAUUCCCCAUCAUUGCCAGCUGCACUCUCUUUGGCCUGUAUCUCUUUUUCAAGACCGUACACACAGCUUCAAUGGAGGGACUGAGAGCUCUCGGACUAAAUCUAAAAUAUCUUAAACUGUGUUCAGAAGAUGAACCCGAGGUCUCACGGGUUUGGAAUGACAUGAGGAUUUUCUCGCAAGAGUACAUUAACUUGCUGCUAUCCAUGUAUUUCUUUGUGCUGGGAAUAUUAGCGCUGUCUCACACAAUGAGUCCGUUUAUGUGCCGAGUUUUCCCUGCUAACUGGCCAAAUAAGCAGUACCAGCUGCUGUUCACCCAGGGCUCAGGAGACGGCAAAGAGGAGAUCGUCAACUAUGAGUUUGACACCAAGGAUCUGAUAUGCCUGGCAAUCAGCAGUGUGGUAGGGGUCUGGUACGUCCUCAAAAAGCAUUGGAUAGCCAAUAACCUGUUUGGACUGGCUUUUGCCCUGAAUGGAGUUGAGCUGCUCCACCUCAAUAAUGUCAGCACUGGAUGCAUCCUGCUGGGAGGUCUGUUCGUUUAUGAUGUGUUUUGGGUUUUUGGCACCAAUGUUAUGGUGACAGUUGCCAAGUCCUUCGAAGCCCCAAUCAAGUUGGUUUUUCCACAAGAUUUGCUGGAGAAAGGUUUAGAUGCCAAUAACUUUGCCAUGUUGGGACUGGGGGACAUUGUCAUUCCGGGAAUCUUCAUUGCUCUGCUCCUGCGCUUUGAUGUCAGUUUAAAGAAGAACACCCGAACUUACUUCUACACCAGUUUCCUGGCUUACAUCUUUGGCCUGGGUCUUACCAUAUUUGUUAUGCACACCUUUAAACACGCUCAGCCUGCUCUGCUGUACCUGGUCCCUGCUUGUGUUGGAUUUCCUGUGGUGCUGGCCCUGUUUAAAGGAGAACUGACGGAGAUGUUCAGAUACGAAGAGUCUUCACCAGAGGAGGCGUCAUUGAAAGAGGAAGUAACAGAAUCUGAUAAAGACAAAUAAAAAUGUGGGUUGAGCCCUCAGUCAUGUCCUAGAGAUGUGGUCAUGUUCAGAGUCUGCUCAUGGCAGUCACGUUUUGUACUUUUGAGCUUUAUUUGAUUGAUGUACAACAGCUUGCUCAGUGCCUGUGUAUUGUCCUUGUUCCUUUCGUUCAAUUCAUUGCCUUCAACAUUUGAAAAUUUGAUCGGUUAUUUACUUUCAAACGUGUGGUUGUUUUUUGUUUAGUUUUUUUAUCCUUAUAAUUUGAACCGCGUAGAAGUUAGGCUUUCUGAAUGUAAUGUGUCGGAUUGCUAAACAGAUGUAUUAAAAAUCAGAUGUCACAAGUCACUACCUAUUCCCCAGUAGCUGGUUUCUGUUAUUGGUUUUAUUCUAGGAUCUCAUAAGAGAUUCAGUUUGUGAAACAGAAGUAAUUAUCCAUAUGUUAUUACAUGAAAGGAAACAAUUAUUCUUUCUGCAAGUGUAAACAAAAGUGGGACCAAAUAUCUCCUUCUAAUGUGAUGGUAGUGUUUACAUGUGAUGUUUUCUGUCUGUAGCUGAAGGGCUCUGAGUUUAGUUUUCUAUGCCACAUCGUUUCCUGAUCAUAUUUGUUUGUACAACUCAUGCUUAGCUUGGUAAGCAUUAUUUUACAGUUUCCUCUUGUGUAAUCUUUAUUUUCACAACAUAAAAGUGUAAAAUUUAAGCUGACAUGAGGAGCAUUUCUUUCUCACUUUAACUUUUAUUUGCAUUAAACUGUGGUUUUUACCACUGUAAACAAA